Messenger RNA from Closterium sp. Naga37s-1, 1140 nucleotides. The record is from the annotation of a GenBank genome assembly. NCBI's taxonomy places the organism in Eukaryota, Viridiplantae, Streptophyta, Zygnematophyceae, Desmidiales, Closteriaceae.
AUGCGUGGCAAGCUGAGAAAGCAGUCUUCCAUCCAGGCGCCUCAGAGGCACCAGAAGAAGCAGCCUUCCAUCCAGGCGCUUGCGCCUCAAGGUGAGACUCACGCCCCACCACUCCACCCACCCUCGCCCCAGCCUGGCGGUGCCACACCAAGCAAGCGCCCCCGGAGCAUGAGAGCCAGAGCCCCCAGCAGGCGCCACACCCAUUCACCCCAGCUCCUGGUGGCCCCUGAAUUGCCCUUUGAGUCGACUGACAAGCCGCCUCGAAGCCACAGAGCCAGAGAGAGAGUUGAUUGCAGGCGCCGCACACAGGCAGCCCAGCAGCUGCUGCUUUCCCCUUCUCUGGCCUUGCAUCGAGUGCAUUGCGCGUCUGAUGCCGUCGCAGGUGAUUGUGAGCGCAGCGGUGGAGGGGAGGAAGGGGAGAUGAGAGGUGGGAGGAGAGGGGAGAGGAGGGGUGAGAGGAGAAGCGAGAGGAGGGGAAGGAGAGGUGAGGGACUGGGAGGGAGGGGCGUUGGGGAUGGAGAAAUUGGUGGGGUGAUGGAGUGUAGAGGUGGGGAUGGGGAGGGAGAUGAGGGUCGUGACGGGGAGGGAGAUGAGGGGCGUGAUGGGGAGGGAGAUGAGGGGCGUGAUGGGGAGGGAGAUGAGGGGCGUGAUGGGGAGGGAGAUGAGGGGCGUGAUGGGGAGGUCGCAGUGGAGGUGAUGGGUGCAUUUUACGAUGACUUGAGUGAUGAAGGCUGGGUCAGCGAAGCUGCUUGUAACGAGGACAGCAGCAGUGAUUACAGUGGAGGUGCUUCGGUGGCACGGCAUUGCAGUCGCACGGAUGGCAAGGGGUGGGUGUGUAUGAGGAUUCCGAGGCUCGGAUUCUCCCUGUGCGAUCACCACAUUGGGAAAGCGGCAAAGCUGGUGGCAAAAAAACGGGAAGAGAAGCUGGUUGCAGCUGCUGGGGACAUUGAGGAAGGGGAGGAGGACGGGGGGGACGGGGAGGAAGGGGAGGAGGACGGGGAAGGGUGUGAUGGUGGAAAGAAGGGUGAAAUGCAGAAGGGUGGAAUGAAGGAGCGGAGAGUUGAUAGUUCUCAUAGUUAUGCCAUGGGUAGGGAGAUGAGGAGGGUAAGGAGAGUGAGACACAAGAAGAGCAAGGGCUGA